Molecule: messenger RNA, 2071 nt
Organism: Andrographis paniculata
Lineage: Eukaryota; Viridiplantae; Streptophyta; Magnoliopsida; Lamiales; Acanthaceae
Product: importin subunit alpha-4-like
Exons: 10
Coding region: 120-1739 (539 amino acids)
Biological process (GO): NLS-bearing protein import into nucleus
Cellular component (GO): cytoplasm; nucleus
Molecular function (GO): protein binding; nuclear import signal receptor activity
Source: RefSeq, a predicted model, not a curated record
ACCCCAAAAUUUCCAUCCUAUUUAGCGUCGCACUUUUCAACUCCCCCUCUCUCUCUCGUCUCUCUCCGGCAAUUCGUCGAACGGUCGAGGAGGAGAAGUAGGGAUUCAGACAGACAGAGAUGUCACUGCGUCCGGGUAGCAGGACCGAGGCCCGGAAGAAGGGCUACAAGAUAGGCGUCGAUGGGGAGGAGGCGCGGCGGCGGAGGGAGGACAAUUUGGUUGAGAUCAGGAAGAACAAGCGCGAGGACAAUCUGCUGAAGAAGCGGCGCGAGGGUAUUCUCAAUGGAUUUCCGCAGCAGUCGCAGCACUUCCCUCCCGAUCCAGCUCAAUCACCUGCCGCCAUUGAGAAAAAGUUAGAGAGUAUCCCUUCAAUGGUGCAAGGUGUAUGGUCCAAUGAUCCUAAUGCACAAGUGGAGGCAACCACUCAAUUUAGAAAGCUUUUAUCAAUUGAACGAAGCCCACCAAUUGAUGAAGUGAUUAAAGCUGGAGUAAUUCCUCGAUUUGUUGAGUUCCUUGGAAGGCAAGAUCUGCCUCAACUGCAAUUUGAAGCUGCAUGGGCUUUGACAAAUGUUGCUUCUGGGACAUCUGAGCAUACUAGAGUUGUAAUUGAACAUGGUGCUGUUCCGAUGUUUGUGCAACUGCUUAGUUCUGCCAGUGAUGAUGUUCGUGAGCAGGCUGUUUGGGCUCUUGGUAAUGUUGCUGGUGACUCUCCAAGUUGUAGGGACCUUGUCCUUGGAAACGGUGCCCUUAUACCACUUCUAGCUCAGUUGAAUGACAAAUCAAAGCUGUCGAUGCUGAGAAAUGCUACAUGGACUUUGUCUAAUUUCUGUCGUGGGAAGCCACCUACUCCCUUUGAGCAGGUGAGGUCUGCAUUGCCUGUUCUUCGGCAGCUUAUCCAUUUGAAUGAUGAGGAGGUGCUGACUGAUGCUUGCUGGGCGCUUUCUUAUCUUUCUGAUGGAACAAAUGACAAAAUCCAAGCUGUGAUUGAGGCAGGUGUCUGCCAACGACUUGUGGAACUGCUUCUCCACCCGUCACCUAGCGUUCUUGUACCUGCUCUUCGCACAGUAGGGAACAUUGUCACUGGUGAUGAUGCUCAGACACAGUUUGUAAUUGACAACCGUGCGCUCCCUUGCCUCCAACAACUUCUUACUGGGAAUUACAAGAAAAGUAUUAAAAAGGAAGCUUGUUGGACAAUCUCCAACAUAACUGCUGGAAAUAGAGCUCAAAUCCAGGCUGUCAUUCAGGCAGAAAUCUUUCAUCCUUUGGUGCAACUUCUUCAACACGCCGAGUUUGAUAUAAAGAAAGAGGCUGCAUGGGCCAUCUCGAAUGCCACAUCAGGUGGAUCACCUGAGCAGAUCAGAUUCUUGGCGACUCAAGGCUGCAUUAAGCCGUUAUGCGACCUCCUAAUCUGUCCAGACCCGAGAAUCGUUACUGUAUGUCUAGAGGGACUUGAAAACAUUCUGAAAGUCGGCGAAGCAGACAAAGAAAACGGGUUGAACAAUGGAAUCAACAUAUAUGCACAGAUGAUAGAUGACUGUGAAGGCCUGGACAAAAUAGAAAAUCUCCAAAGCCACGACAACAACGAAAUAUACGAGAAGGCUGUGAAGAUACUCGAAAAAUACUGGGUGGAGGAAGAUGAGGACCAGAAUCUCCCAGAUGGCAGCGACGGAAAUCCACACGGUUUCAGCUUCGGAAACACCCAACCGAACGUCCCUGCUGGCGGCUUCAACUUCGGUUGAUUGCCAGAUCCUGGUUUUUUUCGAGCUUUAAACUCGGUUCGCAAUGCCUGUUUGUGUCUUUGUCUUGUUGUUAUGUUUCUUUUGUUUCAACUGUCAUAGUUUUGUUGUUCUUUUCUUUGUUUUUUUAAAAAGAAUAGGCUCUAUUUGUGUGUGAAGUGGUGGGGAUGAAUUUGCAUGCCGCAGAUUCAUUUGUGUUUGUCUGUCUGUCAGUCAUGUUGUGUUCGAUACAUGGAAUUGUUGUCUCUUGUGUUAUUGCUAUAUGUAUUUAGGUUGUAGAGUCUUACACUCAAUGGAUUCAUUUUUUAUUUCUAAGUUCAUUUUAUCUUGUUUUA